This is a messenger RNA of Haemonchus placei, 4416 nucleotides long. The record is from the annotation of a GenBank genome assembly. Lineage: Eukaryota; Metazoa; Nematoda; Chromadorea; Rhabditida; Trichostrongylidae.
AUGCUAACCUGGUUUCGACUCUCACUCGCUUACCUUGUUGAAGGUUUUUUCGUUUUUAUUUUCAGUACUCGUACUAUUUUCUCGUCGUCUCUUUUGAGAAGCGAGAAGAAGAACUUCGAAACCUUCGAUAAGGAAUUUCUGGCCGAGAUUGAGAAGAAAAUCAGUAGAAAUAGACAAAUUUUAAGAAAACACUCCUUGUCUCAUAUUAAAGCACGAGAACUCAGCUCUUCUAUCGCGAAUUUAAACAUUUCAAUGAAUAAUGCACAGCAAAAGCGUCGUGAUGCUUUUGAGUCACCAGCUAGUUCGAUCGCCAAUAUUCCCGCCCAUGUGUCGAUUGAGAUAUUGGGAAACGGCACGUGCCAUUUACGUGCAUGUGUCGCAAUCCGCACUCCUUUGAAAAUCUACCUAUUCAACUGUCCGGAAGGCGCUUCACGAUUUCUUCCACAAUUGCGCAUGAAGUCGCUCAAUGUCAACGAUAUUUUCAUUACGCGAUCUACAUGGGAUAAUAUAGCUGGAAUAUCGUCAAUUUUGUUAUCAAAAGAGUCCAACUGCUUACCCACUCGUCUGCAUGGUGCAAUGAACGUGAAACAUUUUCUGGAAUGUAUUCGCCCUUUCCAAGAUUCUGAUUACGGAUCAACAAAGUACCCCUCCCAGGUUGAAGAAAGGCCAUACACGUUGGAAAGUUAUGAGGACGCAGCGCUAAGAGUAACAUAUUUACCGCUGAGCGCACCUCUACAUAAAUCAGACAACAAGGCAGGUUCUCUAAAUAUAGCAUAUCUUAUUGAGUUAAAAACGCCUCCAAGGCGAAUCGAUCCUCUCAAGCUAAUAGCACAAAAGGUUCCUAAAGGACCUCUCAUAGGGAAGCUCAAAAAUGGCGACGUUGUAGUGCUUCCUGAUGGCCGAGAAGUGCGACCAUGCGAUGUGCUAUCCGACGAGGCUCCUAAGGAAGAACAUCGUAGGACUCUGGUAUUCGAGUGUUCAGGUGAAGCUCACAUCAAGGCGUUAAGUGAAAACUCAGUUUUACAGGAGUAUUUGUGCGGCUCUUCUCAUAUCGAUUACGCUGUUCAUCUGAGCGACCAGAGUGUCGUUCAGCAGCCCUCCUACGCUAAAUUUGUUGCAUCUCUUGGAGAAAAAUGUAUUUUUGGACUUCUUCAUUUCAGAAAAGAGUAUUUAUUUGUUUUGUCUGUUCAACCGUUCAGAAAUCAUCGCUUGCUCAAUCGAAUUUGCCCAGAUCUCUUCCCACAGUUACAUCCACUGGGAUGGAAGGGGCUCGUGACACAAGGGAGUGAACUUGCGAUGUAUGAUGGAGUGUACAUUAAGGCUGCACCUUUACAGCGGUUUUGGAUGAGAAUGGGAGGUGCUUGUCGAAGUGGAGAAGAGCCCAUAAUCGCUGACUUGCGUGAUACUGACCCUAACUUCACCGAAACCGCCAAGAAUUUGAUUCGCCAUCUUCAUGAAGAGGCGAGACAACUUCGCGCUUCGUCUUCUUCUGGAGGUGAAUAUCCACGAGUUUCUUUUCUUGGAACAUCUUCGGCGGUGCCUUCUAAAUACCGCAAUGUUAGCAGCUACCUCUUGGAAGCCAGUCCUUCAUCAGCAAUGCUUAUUGAUGUGGGUGAGGGUACCUAUGGUCAACUACGUGUGAUGCAUGGGAAUGAAGGAUGUGCUGAGUUACUACGCAAGUUGAGAGCCGUAUUUGUAACACAUGCUCAUCAGGAUCACAUGAAUGGUCUAUACACAAUUAUUGAGCGGCGUAAGGAGGCGAUUGAAGGUCAUGGAAAUCAGUACACACCUCUGGUGUUAGUUUGCAAUCGGAAUGUUCUGAAACCUUUGAAAACUUACUCGAUGUGUUUCUCUGAUCUCGAAUCGUUGCUAGAGAUAGUUGACAUUUCAAGGCAUCCCAUUACCCCUCCAGCGAGUCCCGGACCUCCGACAAAAAGGCGUCGAUUACCAUCUCCUGUGUUGUCAGCGUGCCGCAAUGUCAUUGACCAAAUGCCACGACCGCUCUUCGACGAGCAAACGUGGAACGUUCAAGAAAUAAAAGCUGUCCAGGUGCAUCACACCAGAAUGGCGAAUGGAUUCAUUUUCGGCAUCAACGGAAGGCGAGUUGUAUUUUCUGGAGACACGAAGCCCUGCGAUUUGUUGGUAGAAGAAGGACAAAACGCUGACUUGCUCAUUCACGAAGCCACUUUUGAAGAUGGGCAUGAGGCUGAUGCUUUGAGAAAAAAACAUUCGACCAUGGGCCAGGCAGUCGAAAUUGGUCGCAAAAUGAGGGCGCGAAACGUCAUUUUGACACACUUCAGCGCAAGAUACCCAAAGGUGCCUGCCUUGCCGGCAUAUCUAGAGAAAAGUGGAAAUGUAGGCGUGGCCAUGGACAACUUGUCCGUUCGCUUCGAUCAACUUGGAUUGGUGCCAAAACUUAUUCCAAUCUUCAGGGAAGUGUACCAAGAGGAGCUAUUUGAAAUUGAAUUACGAAAAGAGACUCGGAAUCUCAAGCAGAAGGAAGAACUCGAGUCAAAGGAAAAGCUUGAAGUGAAGUCGCGCAAAGACUGGAUGGCGGAAGAAGUGCAAGCUGAUGUAAGAAUCCUCCUAGUCGGAGAACCUGGAGUUGGGAAAACUUCUUUGGUGAUGAGCCUCCUUGAAGACGAAUGGGUCGAGAAUGUUCCAGCCAAAUUAGACAGAGUGUUGAUUCCUGCAGACGUUACACCGGAAAAUGUCACCACGUCCAUCGUAGAUUGCUCGGUGGGGAAUGAAGGCGAAUCAUAUAUCGUCAACGAACUCAAGCAGGCAAACGUCGUUUGCAUUGUUUAUACGGUAUCUGAUGACAAUACGAUUAAACGGGUAACUGACAGAUGGCUUCCAUUAUUACGUGAUGUAUACGGUCCUGAGCACGAAAUUCCUGUAAUUCUUGUUGGUAAUAAAUCAGAUGGCUCCACCAAUCAUACGGAUAAGUUAGGUUUUUACUUCAGGACAAUCGCUCUGGUGUUACCGAUUAUGGAGCGGUGGCCGGAGGUUGAGACUUGUGUCGAGUGCUCAGCGAAGACUAUGAAAAAUGUUAGCGAGAUAUUCUUCUAUGCUCAGAAAGCCGUCGUACAUCCUACAAGGCCACUUUAUGACGCAGAUGAGAAACGACUCACGGAUAAAACCCGCAAAGCACUUAUCCGAGUUUUCAAGAUUUGCGAUAGAGACAACGAUGGUUAUCUGAAUGAUGCUGAACUUAAUGAAUUUCAAAAACUUUGCUUUGGGAUACCGUUAACGUCUGCGGCGAUAGAAGAUGUGAAGAGAGCUGUGGCAGAUGGCUGUUUUCUCUACCUCAAUCUCCUCUUCAUUGAGAGAGGACGACAUGAGACCACAUGGACGGUACUGCGGAAGUUUGGGUAUGAGUCGAACUUAAAACUUGGAGAGGAUUAUCUCUAUCCAAGGAUUCAGGUCCCAGUUGGCUGUUCCACUGAGCUUUCGCCAGAGGGAAUUCAAUUUCUCUCAGCCCUGUUCGAAAAGCAUGACGAGGAUAAAGAUCAAUGUCUGUCACCUUGCGAACUCGCUAAUCUUUUCAGUGUCUGUCCAAUAGCAGCGUUGAGCAGGGAGAUAUUAUCGGCUGUUGAAACUAAUUCUCGCGGAUGGAUUACUUACGCUGGGUAUAUGGCAUAUUGGAAUAUGACUACUCUGAUCAAUGUGUCGCAAACGAUGGAACAGUUGGCUUACCUAGGAUUUGCCGUCGGUCGUAGCACGCAGACUCGAGCUGGCUCUUCUGCGGAUGCCAUAAAGAUCACGCGAGAGCGCAAAAUCGAUCUAACUGAGCGUGGUACCACUCGGCGGGUAUUCCAGUGCCUUGUCGUUGGAGCAAAGGAUACUGGAAAGAGUGUUUUCAUGCAAUCCUUAGUCGGUCGUGGAUUGCUAGAUGCAGUGCACACAGGUCGAAGGCAUUACCCGUAUGUGAUUAAUCGAGUUAAGGUGAAAGAGGAGAGUAAGUACCUAUUACUCAGAGAAGUCGAUGUGCUUUCACCACAGGAUGUGCUGAGUAGCGCAGAAACGACCGCCGACGUGGUAGCAUUCCUCUAUGACAUCAGUAAUCCCGAGUCAUUCGCAUUCUGUGCGACAAUUUAUCAGAAAUAUUUUUACCGCACAAGAACACCAUGCGUCAUAAUAGCGACAAAGGUGGAACGCGAAGAGGUUGAGCAACGAUGGGAGGUGUCGCCAGAGGAAUUCUGUAGGCAAUUCGAACUACCGCGGCCAAUCAAAUUCACAAGCAGCCAGAUCGGUGUCGCCAGCGGUCAAAUUUUCGAGCAGUUGGCGACUAUGGCCGUAUACCCUCAUUUGAGACGAGUCUACUACCUUCAUGAUUCUAACUUACUGCAGAAAAUAACUUUCGGAGCUGCUCUAGCAGCGCUAGCCGGUUUUCUUGUUUUCAAGAAUUUAUGA